AUGACUCGCUUCUCCAAAUUUCUCUUGCAGGUGAGCCCCCGUACAACUCCAGUAUCGCUAUCCCCCCAAGUGACCACCCCAACACCCGAAUUCCGCGACCUCUACGUGGGAUUCUGCAAAGAACCCCCCGACAGCGCGGUAAACUGGAUCUUGAUACUUUAUCUCAAGGGUCAUUCAUAUGGCACAUGGUGGCAUACCCUUCCAACCCAUGACAACGACUACGAGCUUCGAAAGGAAAAUAGUAAAAGUAUUAACCACCCUUCUAUUGUGUCGAAACAAUGGGUUGCUAACAUUCCUGUUUCCGAGCUCGCUCAUGUUGAGCAUAUGAUGUUGCAUGAUAUUCCUAUGCAACAUAGCCAGCGCUGGGUAAUUGCGGUGCUGGUUGCGCUUGAACGUUUUAAGGGCUUGCUAGGGCCAUUUGUGGUCAAAGAUAUUAUUGUUAUAUCAUACUGUAUCAGUGUUCUGAAUGAACUUCCAGUAGUCUAUCUGAGCUAUGCACAGGUUGAAGUGGAAACGUCUUUCGGUUUUGACCCAACGCACCACCAAGAUCAACUAAAACGUACCCCAAACCCAUAA
This is a messenger RNA of Penicillium atrosanguineum, 576 nucleotides long. RefSeq names its product Ornithine carbamoyltransferase. The transcript is spliced from 2 exons. Lineage: Eukaryota; Fungi; Ascomycota; Eurotiomycetes; Eurotiales; Aspergillaceae. Bases 1 to 576 code for a protein of 191 amino acids. The record is from RefSeq and is a predicted model, not a curated record.